This is a messenger RNA of Prorocentrum cordatum, 215 nucleotides long. NCBI's taxonomy places the organism in Eukaryota, Dinophyceae, Prorocentrales, Prorocentraceae. The record is from the annotation of a GenBank genome assembly.
GGCCUCAUGAACCACCUGAGCCAGCUGGUGUCGGCGGCGCAGAGGUACGGCAUUUGCGUCGAAGACCCGCCGGGCGGCGAGGCCUCGUCGCCGGGCGCGCCGCGGGCGGACCCCGCUGCCGGCGUCGGCGAGGACCGCCUGGGCUCCAAGAUGGAGCGGCUCAACACCCUGCUGCAGCCCGGCGGGCGCGGCGGGCCGCCGGACGCCGCGGGCAG